Molecule: messenger RNA, 1975 nt
Organism: Oncorhynchus keta (chum salmon)
Lineage: Eukaryota; Metazoa; Chordata; Actinopteri; Salmoniformes; Salmonidae
Product: JNK1/MAPK8-associated membrane protein
Exons: 7
Coding region: 150-1073 (307 amino acids)
Biological process (GO): response to unfolded protein
Cellular component (GO): membrane
Molecular function (GO): ubiquitin protein ligase binding
Source: RefSeq, a predicted model, not a curated record
UUUGCGGAUUACCAUAAUAUUAUAAUAGAUGAAGAAGCAACUUCAGGCUGAUCGUUUGAUUUAGCAGAAAUUAAGUCGUUGGAUACGUCAUAAACAUAUUCUACUAAGUAAUGUAUUAACGCUUAAUCGUAUGGAGGUUGACUAAUAACAUGGCAGUAGCUAUGAGUUCAACUUGUCCGGGACUGUAUUGCGGCAAAACGUUAAUAAAUGGCUCCUUUGAUGGAGAAUGUGGGGUAUGUCCCAGAGGAGAGAGGACUAGCAUGCAGAAGAUCUGUGAGAAGUGUACAGAAUCCCCUGAACUCUAUGACUGGCUGUACCUGGGCUUCAUGGCAAUGCUGCCACUGGUUCUACACUGGUUCUUCAUUGAGUGGUAUUCUGGAAAGAAAAGCUCCAGUGCCCUCUUCCAACACAUAACUGCCCUGUUUGAGUGCAGCGCUGCGGCUGUGCUGACUCUACUGGUCAACGACCCAGUGGGUCUGCUGUCUAUCAGGUCCUGCAGAGUCCAGAUGCUGUCAGACUGGUACACCAUGCUGUACAACCCCAGCCCAGACUAUGUCACAACUCUACACUGCACACAGGAAGCAGUCUUUCCCCUGUACACUAUGGUUUUGAUCUACUACGCCUUCUGUCUGGUUUUCAUGAUGCUCCUGCGUCCACUCCUGGUCAAAAAGAUUGCCUGUGGUCUGGGUAAAUCUGACCGCUUCAAGAGCAUCUACGCUGCUCUCUACUUCUUCCCUAUCCUGACAGUCCUGCAAGCUGUGGGAGGCGGCCUCCUCUAUUAUGCUUUUCCAUACAUUAUUUUGGUGUUGUCCCUGGUUACCCUGGCAGUGUACAUGUCAGCCUCAGAAAUACAGUCUUUCAAGAAUCUCAUUGCCAAGAAGAAGAGGUUGGUGGUGCUCUUUAGUCAUUGGCUCCUUCAUGCGUAUGGCAUCAUCUCCAUCUCCCGAUUGGAUAAACUGGAGCAGGAUCUGCCUCUAUUGGCCCUGGUACCUGGACCUGCCCUCUUCUACCUUCUCACUGCCAGGUUCACUGAACCUAGCCGGAUUCUGUCAGAAGGCGGCAACGGCCACUAGAAGUAUUAUAGAGGGAUGUGGGGAUUAAUAUCCACCUAUCAAUUCAGAAGGUUUUGUGCAAUAGACAUAUGGACAAUAGUCUUUACUGACUCCUCUGAGUAUGGUAGUAUGAUGACUGCUGCAUGCAGGGUUGAUGGUGUGAGUUCAUCUCACAAGGAGAAGGAAGAUUUUAUUAUAUUUAUGCAACUAAGGUGGGAAAACAAUCACCCUAUGCACAUACAGUAUGUCUAUAAUCUAUAAAGCUCCAUAUAUGUGUUGUAAAUUAUUGAAUGUUAUUGUGUUGAUGCUUGUGUACACUUGAAUGUUGUUGUCUAAGGCCUAAGAUGUACUGUUCCUCAUUGAGGCUGUUAUACAUGUUGUGUAUAAACAUAUUCACUCUUUAAUAUUUUAUGCUCAACGUCCUUGAUUGCUUUAAUCGCCGAUAUCCUUGGUUGUUGUUUUGAAAUCGAUUGAGGUCUCUGGAUUGUCCAAUAGUUUAAGUUAAGUUUUCUUGAGCUAAAUCUAAUGUGCCAAAAACUGAACACGUGCAUAUGCCCAGAGGCACAUACAAUGGUUCACUAUAACCUAAUAUUAAUCGUUACAAGUGGAUGCAUUUCAAUUAUUUUGCUUGUACGUUUUUUAAAUGGAAAUUAUAUUGCCUUUUCCCCAUAAAUUCUGUUGUGGAAAUACACUGUUGAAUAGUAAGCAAGUGAAAUUGUGAAUUUGUUUCAUGCAUGCGCAUAGAAUGCCUGUAAAUGUAAAACAAUGAGUGUUGAUUAGGUCUAUAUAAUUUUAUUGGACUGUAAUUUUAAAACCUACAAAACAAGGACUUGACUAGCUAGAUUUGACUAUUGUGAAAACUGUCAGAAGUGUUGUUUAAAUGAGAUUUUCUGAAAUAAAAAUUACAAGUGUGUACCAUCUGA